ACAAGAGAUCCUUUGGCGUCUCGUACUAUGAAAAAAUAGUGCGUGUAUACAUAUCCUUAUAUCUGAGAAAUUACACAAUGGUUAUUUUUUAUAUUGUAUGAAUCAUCUUUUCUCUACAUUUCAAUUAAUUAUUGGCGGAUAUAACAACAAAUUCCAGGAAAAUACCGAGUAGUCUUUCGGGGCGGAGGGAUAUAACCAUCCUCCACUCGUCAAAAUAUUGGCGUUACAGAAGAGGUACGGAAAGACCGCGCCAAAGCGCAGACAGCAAAUACAUUCCGUGAUAUCAACACAGUCCCUUGGAUUUCUUACCACCUUCUUCGUUUGCUACUAAUAGUGAACAGCUCUGCAAGUGUCCUUUCUUCAGUACUUCAAGAAGACUAAUCUUCCAAGUGCAGGAAUAAAGCUACAAGAUUCUCGUUGUACACGGCGUUUCUAAUCUUGAAAAGGACGAAGCGGCAUUUUAUUUGAGACAGCGACGGCGCGGGUGGAGUUGGCACACUGGAUUUAGUAGCCAACCGCUACCAUCGCUACGUUAGCCUUUUCGAUCAUAUUUACAUAGGAUUGGAUCGGAAUCUACCUUUUAAGAUAAACAAGAAUUUCGUCCGUCUUCCGUUCGAAUAUGUUGUUGUCAAAAUUUGGCUCAUUUCCGCACAUUUACAACCCUUCGAGCAUGGACCAUUUACCGGUGAAAAUACAACUCCAGCCAGUUAAAGUGGAAAAGGAGCCGUUCGAAAAGGUUUACACAGUGGGAUCCGUGCUGGGCAGCGGUGGAUUCGGCACAGUCUACGCCGGUAGUCGGCUCUCCGAUGACGCACUGGUUGCAGUGAAACAUGUGCCGAAGGAGCGUGUGACCGAAUGGGGCACUAUUAGUGGUGUGGUGGUGCCUUUGGAGAUUAUUUUAUUGAAGAAAGUCAGUUCGUCGUUUCGAGGGGUUAUACAACUCCUGGAUUGGUAUGAACGACCAGACGGCUGGUUGAUUGUUAUGGAACGACCGGAGCUGGUCAAGGAUCUUUUCGAUUUCAUAACGGAGAAGGGCGCUUUGGAUGAGGAGACUGCGAGGGGAUUUUUCCGUCAGGUUUUGGAGGCUGUCCGCCACUGUUACAGCAGCGGGGUAGUUCACAGAGAUAUCAAAGAUGAAAAUCUGCUUGUAGACCUACGCACUGGGGACCUCACGCUUAUUGAUUUUGGUUCAGGGGCGAUUCUCAAGGACACAGUCUACACUGACUUUGACGGUACAAGAGUAUAUAGCCCGCCAGAGUGGAUCCGCUUCCAUAGAUACCACGGGCGCUCGGCUACGGUGUGGUCGCUAGGGGUGCUACUGUAUGACAUGGUCUGUGGAGACAUCCCCUUUGAGCAAGACGAGGAAAUCCUCCGGGGGAGACUGUACUUCAGGAGGAGAGUGUCUAAUGAGUGCCAGCAGCUGAUCAAGUGGUGCCUGUCGUUACGGCCCUCAGACAGGCCUACUCUGGAACAGAUCCUGGACCACCCGUGGAUGCGCUUGGCUGGGGAGGUGUCGAUGUCCUCCAAGCCUGAGGAUGGGGACAUCCAGCUGAGGACCAUCGACACAGACACGUCAUCGAGCACAAGCUCCAGCAAGGAGAGCCUUUGAAAGAGAAGAGGGGAUGAGGGGAGAGAAUGGACACGAGGGGGGACUCUGGUCCUUAUGCCCCAGCUUGGGCUGGCAGAAUUAUUGUUUCCUUUUGUAGGGAAUUAUUAUAAUUUAUUACGGUUUGUUCUUCCUUUUUAUCUUUAAUUUUAAUUUUUUAUAACUCAUUAAUUGUUUCCUAAUGUGGAACAUUUGCUGUUUGGGCGGUCUUUACCAGUGACUAUUUAUUUUGUACUUUAUUAUUUUCUAAUUUGUUAUAACGAGGCUGGUUUAUGAAUCUGGUUUAAAGCCCCCUAUUCAGACAGACGUGGCUGCUCUCAUAGAGCUUGGAGAAUACUUUAUAUUUAAAUGUUUUGAUUUGGAGUGCCUUUUUGAAAGCUGCUUCUCGGGGGCUUUUGUCAUAACUAUUUUUUUGUUAGAACCCUUUUGGGCUGGUUUGUUUGUACGUUUCCCACCCUUUCAUGAUGGAGAUUAGUUGUCUUCCUCCAUAACAGUGUGGUAAACUACACCACCCAGCAUGGUUAGGGAUAAUAAAAUAGGGGAGGGGGGGGGCAGUUGACUGUUGACCAUGGAAUACUUGAAUCGCAACUGACUCACACUGCGCCCCCUUACUAAGCUGCUCACUCAUACUACAGCCUCGAGUCGUUUGGAUUUCUCAAAAUCGGAUCCUUUCAUUUCUGAAUGUGUUUUUAAACUACAUUAUAUCUAUGUGUUUAGCCCUUGGAAAUAUAUUUUAAUUACAUGUUUUGCCUUUCCCCCAUCUCACUGCUGGCACUACAUUGCUCCUGGACUGGCGUAUCCAUGGCUUAAGUGUGAAAUGCACAAUCAAUGCAAUAUUCAUGGGCUCAGUUACGUCUUUGUCAAUACAAAUAUUGUGCCUUUUUUUUUCUUCCAAUGCUUUUAAUUUAUUCAGAACGUGUAGACAUUCCACACUUGUGGCUUAUUUAUUUAUUGUCGAUGUUUAAGAGAAAGUGAAAAAUCCCAGAAUUUGCAUAUCUUUACAUGGCCUUUUUCUUUUCCAUUCCUGUAAUGAUAUUUUUUUACACUUCGACAUGAUUUUUUUGGAUGCACUGAAGUUGUUGAUGUUAAAGGGAAUAAAACAAGGUUUACUUAAAUUUGGAAGAGCUAUGAAUGUUAUUGAACUCCUUUUUAUAGUCCUAUCUGUGGUAAUGUUGGAUUGAAUUACUCUAAAAGUACAUCUGUUUUUUAGGUGUACAUUACACGUGUGCUGUCUCCAUGCAUUGAACUCCAUUGACACGUAUGGCUAUUGGGUUGAAUAGGGCUGUUCUAGUUAGUGACUAUGAUGAAUCUAUGUGGCUUGCCUGGUGUUAGAUAUUCUCUUUCAGUUCAGCUGUAUGACAUGAACGAUAGAGAUCUGGAGAUGCUAUUUUUUUAUACAAACAUUUCAAUUAAAUCCCUUUUUUGUACAUAAAU
Molecule: messenger RNA, 3040 nt
Organism: Coregonus clupeaformis (lake whitefish)
Lineage: Eukaryota; Metazoa; Chordata; Actinopteri; Salmoniformes; Salmonidae
Product: serine/threonine-protein kinase pim-3
Exons: 6
Coding region: 620-1609 (329 amino acids)
Biological process (GO): negative regulation of apoptotic process; protein autophosphorylation; regulation of mitotic cell cycle
Cellular component (GO): cytoplasm
Molecular function (GO): protein serine/threonine kinase activity; ATP binding
Source: RefSeq, a predicted model, not a curated record